Molecule: messenger RNA, 5157 nt
Organism: Dendronephthya gigantea
Lineage: Eukaryota; Metazoa; Cnidaria; Anthozoa; Malacalcyonacea; Nephtheidae
Product: arginyl-tRNA--protein transferase 1-like
Exons: 17
Coding region: 97-1608 (503 amino acids)
Biological process (GO): protein arginylation
Cellular component (GO): cytoplasm
Molecular function (GO): arginyl-tRNA--protein transferase activity
Source: RefSeq, a predicted model, not a curated record
CAAUAACAAACAAUAAAGCAAGUAAAGUUUCCAAGAACAAGUCACUUUCAUUUUUGUUUUUUUUGAUAUUACCGACUCUGAUUUAGCGCUUGAAUAAUGGACAAGAACGUAAGCAUUGUAGAGUACUUUUUUCAUGAAGACAAGGAUGGUAGUAGAUGCGGUUACUGCAAAGGCAGUGAUACAAAUUUUUCACUAGGGGGUAUGUGGGGACACCAGGUUACAUGUCAGGAUUAUCAGGACUUGAUUGACAGAGGUUGGCGUAGAAGUGGCAAAUAUUUGUACAAAUCAGAUAUGAAAAAGACUUGUUGUCCUUUGUACACAAUAAGAUGUAACGCUAUGGAGUUUAAACCUUCUAAAUCACACAAGAAAUUACUGAAGAAAGUGGAAAAAUACCUAAACGAUAACCCUACAGAAACAGCAGGAGAAGCAAAUGCACCUGACAAAAAUGAGGAGGGUAAAGCUUUGCCUGAAAGUUUGCAGGUUGAAGAAAAAGUGAAGGGAAAGGAUCUAAGACAACGAACUGAAUCCAAGUCUGUUGGAGCGGAUCCUAGCAAGCCAAAGUGUCAAAAGGCCAAAGCAAUGAGAAUCGAGAGAAAGCGACAAAAACUGGCAGCUAAGGGCAUCGAGAUGCCAGAGCAACCAAAACAGCAUGAAGCACCAGAUGCAAAAACAUUAGAGGAACGUAUUGCAGCUCAUUCACCUUCUGACCAGUCAACACACAGACUUGAGCGAGUUUUAGUCAAAUGCGAUCCAAACCUACCAGAAUUCAAGAAAACCUAUCAGCAGUCGUUUGAACUAUUUUGUAAAUAUCAAAAAGAGAUUCACAAAGAUAAACCAGAAAAACUAAACGAACCAAGGGUGAAGCUCGUAAGAGUUGACAUGAACAAUGACGAUUUUAAGAAAACCCUCCUCGAAUCUCACGGCGUUUUUGCCAAGUACCAAGUGAACGUCCACGGUGACAAUCCCAACGAGUGCGAUUUUGAACAGUUCAGGCGUUUUCUCGUGGACUCUCCUCUCUUGUUUGAAAAGCAUUCAUCAACUCCGACGACAGGCUGGGGCUCGUUUCACGAACAGUUUUUCUUGGACGGCAAAUUAAUAGCAGUCGGCGUGUUGGACAUCCUGCCCAGCUGUGUCUCCUCCGUGUAUUUAUACUACGACACAGAUUACUCAUUUCUUUCUCCCGGUAUUUACUCCGCUCUGAGGGAACUGCAUUUGGCGAGGGAGCUCAACAAAACCUGUUCUAACUUGAAGUAUUACUACAUGGGAUUUUACGUUCAUUCGUGUCCAAAGAUGAAGUACAAGGCCCAGUACACACCUUCUUAUCUGGUUUGUCCCGAAACAUACUCUUGGAUACCAGUGGAGAGAUGUACUCCUAAACUUGAUAUCGAGAAAUACUCUAGGCUCGAUGAAACAGACAAAGAAGACGCUGUUGUUGAUAUCAACACUGUUCGGGUUCUUGCUCUCCGCGAAGGGCGCGGAGAGGUCAUGACUUACAAGAUGUACACUGAGUCUCGAUUUAGUUCGAAAAACGACGAAAAGGAAGUGAAAGAGUACGCGCAGCUUAUUGGACCGCUAGUGGCGCCCAGAAUGGCUCUUUACAGAAGUUAAGUAUCAUUCCGGUGAACUUUAGUAACCAGGAAUAUCACAGGAAAUAUUUUUUGGAAAAUACAAGUAUGACAAUUUGAGAUAAUACGAGAUAAGGUUGCACCGGUUAUGAUCCCAAAAUCGAGAAAGAUAAUCCUUGAUCUAAUGGUAGUCGGCUAAGGAUUAGGGUCAGGUUUAGGAUUAAGGAUUAGGGUCGGAUUAAAGUUAGGAUUAUAUGCUUCUGGACAUGGAAAUUCUGCUGUUAAAACCAGUAACCUGGGUCGAGCCUAGUUUUCACGUACAUGGUGAUGACUUACGGACACUUGACUUCACCUGCUGUGUAAUUUUAUGCAAUUAUUGCAGUCUUAAUGCAAAGCAUUGCUGUAAUCACGUUUAGUGUAAGAAUUGGGAUUCAUGUUUAUUUUCUAUAUCAGUGAAUAAAUGAAUGAAUUCUGAAUGGUCAGCUUUGUCAGUGCUGCUAUAUCACGACACAUUCUGCAUAAUAGCUUCAAUUUCUCUAAACUGAUCUUACAUUAGGCUAUUCAAUGACAUUAUUUUUUACUGAAUGGCGCUAUAUAUCAUAUCAUUUCUAAAAACCUUAACUAAUCUUUUUCAUGCUGGAUAACUCUGUCAGUUCUAAACUGUUCUUCCUAGAGGUCCAGUAAGGAUAAUCUCUUAUUGAUUCAGUGUUACUACAGGAGGAAACCUAAACUAAACUGACUUUAUUCAUACUGGAUAGCUUUAUCAGUUCAAAAUUGUACUUCAGCAAGUAUCAGCGGUAACCGUCUCCUAAUGGACCAGAGAUAAAUCCAGCGCGAGUCUGUGUUACUUUACAGGAGGGACCCUUAACUAAAGUUACUAAACGCAAGCGAUAAGUAAAACUGAAAAUUCAACUCUUUUGUCUUGACUGUCUAUUUAGUAAACAUAAAAAUUUAAGAUGAUUAAUAUUUUCAUUCGUAAUAUCAGACACUACUGUUUAUUGUUUUCCGUCACCUGUUCAAGGAUUGACAUUCGAGCUUUGUCUGUCCAUACAAGGCAAAUAAAAAUUUCAAGACAUGUUGGCUUGGAUUUUGAAAAGCGAUGCAAGUUCGGUUACAUGCAGGGAAACUGAUAAAACCGAGUCGAAAUUUCUCUCACUUUCUCACUCCGGUUUGAAACGAGUUUCCAGCGAGUCACAUGCAAGUUUCUAUUAAUGAUUUUUCUCUUAUUAAUUUGUACGAAUUUGCCUUAUCAUUGGGCAGCAGACGAGGCAAGAAUUGCAUUGCUAAUGCUUUAUCUCUGACUGUGUACACAAUACAGCGAUAUGUUUGACACAUUUGCUGUCCUAAAUUAAUUAUUCUUUUUGCCAUUAAUACGUUUUGCCCAUCAUCAAAAGAUAGUCUUGUUGGUUCGAGAAAGCUCUUGCGUCAUAUUUUCCAUUUAAAUGCAUUGGCUCACCUCAACAUUGGAUUAAAGAAUCUAUCAUAAAUCUCGUCCAUUCAAGACACGAAGUUGCUCUGUGCUAAAGUGUAGGAUAUAUUUCAAGGACGUAUGUUUAGUAUAUUUUGCAUUUAUUAUAUAUACAUUUAUGUGCCUGAGCUUUUUAGAGUAAUACAUCAUAUCUUGAGGGCUAGUAUGGCUGGUAUCAUUAUUUUUCGGAAACUAUUUCUGAAAGGCGGUGACUCGGUGCACUGGGCAUUGUAGUUUACGACAAGCUGUUGUGGUUUGUUUCUGAAAUGCAUGAGAGGGAUGUCUCGAACGUGGGUGGUCCACUCCAGUGCAGGCAGUAUUCUAGAAUAGGUUGUUGCGGUUUGUGUCUGAACUACCUGAGAAAGAUUUCAAAUGUAGUGGUUCAGUGUAGGUGGUAAUUUCACAAUACCUUGUCGUGGUUUGUGUCUGAACAAACGUGAUGAUCUGGUAGUACUUCUGCAUGCAAUACUUGUGGUUUGUGUCUGAACUACCAAAGAAAUAUUUCGAAUGCGGUGGUUCUGUGCAUGUAGUAAUCUACAAUAAACUGUUAUAAGCGAGAAAGAAAUCUCAAACAUAGCAGUUCUAGUGUAGGUCAGUAUUCUACAAUAAGUCGUGGUUUGUGUUUGAACCAGGGAAAGACAUCUCAAAUUAAACGCAUGGUAUAGCUAAAUGUAAGUGGUUUUCUGUCGUGACCUGUCGUAAAAUAUGUCUGCCCGACUUUAGAAACAUAUCUUGAUUAUUUGUAGUAUUUUUAAGAUUAAAAUCCCGCUAUCUGAAACGCUCAAGAAAUUGAGUAGAAUUAGCGCGUUAUAGGAUAGGUUUCUAUAGGUCCCGCGGUUACCCGAACUAUCCCUUGCGGUCACCUUUCAUAUGUUGGCAUAUGCCUACAAAAUACGCAAAUAUAUCGCUUACACUUUGGAAGUAUCGAGACAAAACCAGUUCAUCGUUCGUAUGAUGAAAUAAAUAUACAUGCAUGCCAUAGUUAUUAUCGUGUUGAGACGGGGUAACGAGUACAUUUUGUAUACGGUAUAGUGAACAAUAAUUGCUCAGUCAUUUAAAUAAAUACGGCUGUUGGAAAUAAUUGGCGGCAUUUAUCCACUAAUAAAUAAUGUCUUGCUUCGUACGAUUGCGCUUAAUUAAUGACUGGCAUGUUUUGAAAAUUGCAAUCGUAAAAACAGGCGCGCAAGGCGUACAAGUUGAUGAGCAUUCAAACGGAAUUUUUGCUGCAAGCACGUGCUGUCGUGGAUUCGCCUAUUUUUUGCGGGGUAAUUUGGAUUUUAGGCGGUAAACAAACUAGGCUUGCUUCAUCCGCUUAAAACCUCAUCCACUUUCGGCGGCACAUCAUCGUAUAAUCGGCUUUGGCAAAAAAACAAUGACAGUUUGCUAUUUUGAGGCGAUGAAAAAGUUGAUUACAUUUCUGAUGCUUGGCAAGAACAUACCAUUUGCAUGCGGUCGAGCACGAUAUAUUUCAUGCAGCAGUCUUUUAAUUAACAUAGUUUAUUAUUUGUUGAAGGGGGUGCAUGUAUCACGGAAAAUUUCACUGUUUGAAGUUCGACGCGUGCAAUUGAGUGAGGAACGACAAAGGUACCGCCACAACCAGCUGUUCACAUACACCUGUAUAUAUAAAAGCAUACGGGAAGCGUCUGAUGUUGCUAUUGUUCGAGAAAAGUUACGAAACAGCUGUGGAGGCACGAAUUUGCAUCAGGCGAACAUGGGAAACGAUGGAAACAGGAAUAUCAGAGGGUCGAUGAAUUGACGGUCCUGUACGGUUCGUAUUUAGGUGCGUGGAAUUCGUGAAUGCGCGUAGAAUCCUUCCUUUUUUGUGAUCAUAAUAGGAAUCCGCCACUGGAGUCACCCUAGGCUUCGUUGGCGUUACUGAAUAAACCAGUCCUAUUCCUGGCGUAUCCGUUGCUUUCACAAAUACGGACAGAAAGAGCCUUGAGACUCUAAGUUAUCUCGGAAGUCAUCGCAAAACGACGCAUUUCUGCUCCUGGUGUAUGCGUCGUAGUAUCCAUUACGAAGCAACUUCUAUUCCUGGCAUAUUUUGAACAAACAUUUGGUAAAUUUCAUUGAAGCAUUCCUUCCUAUUGUUAAAGAGCAAAUUCUACUCCUGGUGUAUACGAU